UUCACUAUUGUUACAGUCAAAUGUGUAUAUAUGUAUGAUAAACAUUAUUUUCGUUUGAUUAUAAAAAACGGUAUUAAUUUUUUAUAAUUUAAUGUCAACAAAGAUCCUGCUACACGUUGUGUUUAUUUCGUGUCGUCGUAAAUACACGUUUGAUUCAUAAGAACGCAGAACAUGCCAUUAUUACGCGGUGAAUAUUUACUAGGUGCGUGCGUGAAAAAUUUGAAAUAAUUCUAUAAAGCUUUAAUGACAGUUUAUAAAAUUACCACGAUGGAGCAAAUGGAGAUACCUUUGCUGUUGAAAAAAGAACGAGACGAAUUCGACGUCGAAGACACCGACGAUGACACUAGUCUCGAAGAUAUUAAUAAUCUUUUGUCAAUAUCGUUACCUUCCCUUUCAGCGAACAAAUUACAUUUACCCACCGAUCCGAACGAUGAAUUUCUUCGACUGACUACCACGGUUCGUGCAGUGUAUUUUUCAUAUCUUCACAAAUGUUUGCUCACCAAUUACAUUCUUUGCUACAAAGAGAAGAAUAAAGAUAUACCAUGCGAUCAUUUAAAGAAAUGCGCGGAUCAAAUGGAAUUGUAUGCAGUUCGAUCGUCUUUGGAAGCCACUUUGUAUAGACAGAAUAUGUUAAAAUUGAUUUCAGAUGUAAAGUCUCAUACCAUAGAGAAGAAAGCCUUUAAGAAAUUAGUAAUAUUUUUAGAAGCCCCGCCGACUAAAGUAGAUGUUGGUGUUCAGACAAUUAAUUCGUGGGCGGAAUUAGAGAGAGCUGAUAAUAUUCAAAGUAUUUGUAUUACAUCUAAUUGCGAGGAAUUGUCUUCGGAGAUACAGGCAUCUCCUAUAAAAAAAGAAGAGGAUGCAACAGAUAUCACUCAAACACAAAAUGCGACUCCUGAAAUUUCUGGUUACAGCGAUACAGCUUCGCCAACUGUGAAUUCCACAUGCUUUGAAGACAUAGAGCACAGUAAAUUAAAGAAUGAAUCGGAAGAGGUCACUAAUAAAAUGGAAAUCGACGAAGAAAUGACAAACGAAGAUUGCAAUAUUUUCAGUUGUUCGCAGAACGAUUCUGAUACUCAGAUUGUACAGAACCAAUCAAAUAUUCAAAACGACGAUGAAAAUUCUCAAGACUCGCUUUUACAACACAUGGAAGAUAUGUUUUGCGAUAGCGACGACAGUAGCGAUCUCAUGACGUUAAUAGAAAAACAUUCGGGCGUUAGUAAAGCUAAUGUGGAUAAAGAGAUUAAUAAAAUAUGUUUAGAAUCAGAUUCUCUUCUUCCACAUAAUUCCAAUGGCAGUAUUAACAUAUCUGAAAGCAAUAACAGUACAAAGCUCAAUCCUGUUAAAAACAAUACUGUGAAACCGUCGCUGAACAUUAGUACAGGGAAGUAUAGUUUUAGUUACUAUAAAGAGAUGAAAAACAGAGAAGCUAAUAAAUUGGUGGCAGAAGUCGAAACGCCCGAGACUAAACAGAAACGCAGAGCAAAUAGUAUUUGGUUCGUUGAACGCGUAUAUCAGGUAUCGAAAUUGAAGGCAAAGAUGACAGAAUUAUCUUUGAACAAUUAUAGAAGACACGGGCGAAUAAAAAAAAGAUUUAUCGAAUUAUUCGGGGAAUCUGACGACGAGGAAAUGAUGCCAGAUUCACCGAUUUGUAUCGAAGAACACUUAACCGCAUGCAAGGAGAGGAUAGCACCAUGGAUCGUAAAACAUCUGAUGCCAUUCUAUAAGAAGCGUAGAAUCAAAGACAGGCAACUGUUUAAAGUAGUUGCAAAACACAUAGCCGAUAUGCUCAUUAUCGAGAACACAUUUCCCGAGCAAGACUGCGUGAGUAAAUAUAUAGAAACAUACUUUAAAAAUAAAAAAUUCAUUAGAACUAAACAGGACGUAUACUUAUAAAUUACAUAGUUAUUUUGAUCGAUCAAAGAGCGAUAAGUAUUUCUAUCGCCGUACUUAUUUAGACUUUUAAAAAUUUCGAAUACUGAAUUACACGAAGAGCGAAACUGUACAUAUUAUUUUAAAGAGAGGAGAACGCAAUAAAGAAGUACGUUAAAUGUUGAUUAUCCAAAGUAUGUAUACAAAAGGAAUGCAGUAUGAAUGGGAAAGCACGGUGAAGUAUCUUCCAUUAUAGCAAUUUUUUUCCGAAGAACGAUAUAAAAUUUGUUUGCAUAAAAAUCACAUAAAAACAAUAUAUUCUGAACGGUCGGUGCUGCUUCUUCGUUCAAUAAGUUCCUUAUAUAUUCCUUUUAAACGAAGUAGAAAUUCUUAUUAUGAUUUUUCUAUCAAACAUCGAA
Molecule: messenger RNA, 2288 nt
Organism: Colletes gigas
Lineage: Eukaryota; Metazoa; Arthropoda; Insecta; Hymenoptera; Colletidae
Exons: 4
Coding region: 244-1893 (549 amino acids)
Source: RefSeq, a predicted model, not a curated record